AUGAGGGACACUUUUGACUACAUUGACCGAGUCUUCAAGAUCGUUCGGCCAAGAAAACUACUGUACAUGGCCCUGGACGGUGUGGUGCCCAGGGCCAGAAUGAACGCGGAGCGCUCGAAACGCUUCAAGGGCGCCGAGGAGUCCGAGCAGCGGGCCACGAAAGAGCACGCGCUGCGGUCGGCGCUGGAGGAACGCGGCGAGCGGCUGCCUCCCGAGCGUCCGGACUUCGACGCCAACUGCAUCAUGCCGGGCACCGGUUUCAUGGAGCGGGUCACCAAGUCGCUCCACUUCUACAUUCACCAGCGGCUCAACUGGGACGACAGCUGGAAGGACGUCCAGGUUGCGCUGUCCGACUCAAAGGUGCCCGGCGAAGGAAAGCAGAAAAUAAUGGACUUUAUCCGGACGCAGGAGAAGCGCCCCAACCACGACCCGAACACGAAGCAUUGCAUUUAUGGUCAUGAUGCUGACCUGAUCAUGAUGUGCUUGGUGAUGCAUGCCACAAACAUCACCAUCAUCAAGGAGGACCACCGCUUUGACAUCAAGUUCUGUCGACUCUGCCAACAGACGGGUCACGACAUGGACAGAUGCGAAGGCCUUCCCGACGAGCGCCAAGAACGGGUGCCCGCACUCGAAGUGCCACUAGCAUUCGUCCACAUCAACGUGUUGCGUGACCGGCUGGCACGGGAUCUUCGAGUGAAGGACGUACCGUUUCCGUUCGACCCGGCGAGGGCCAUUGCCGAUUGGGUGUUUCUGUGCCUUGUCGUUGAAAACGACUUCCUACCGAACCUGCCAUCUCUUUCAGUCAGUGAAAAUGCCGUUGAAAGACUCGAAACUAUCUACACGCAAACGCUGUGCAACCAGAAGGGCUACCUCACGGAAAAUGGAAGCGUCGAGCUCACACGAUUCGAAGCGCUCAUGACCGAGUUGGCCAAGUCGGAAGAGGAGAUAUUCUGGAGGCGCCGCCGAAACCAAGUGAAUGCCGGAACGAUAGAGAGAGAAAAGCAACAGCGGAAGGCGGCAGCCGACAAGGAAAAAGAGCGAGCUUUCAGCACGGACGAACGGUUGGCCGACUUUGACGACGAACUCGUAUCCACACAAGGCGCCAAGCGUUUUCUGUCCGACGAGAGCCUUGACGAAGAAGAGGACGACAUUGACGACGAAGUGCGCCUUUGGGAACCUGGCUGGAGACAGCGGUACUACGUGGCCAAAUUCGACGUCAGCUCGAAUGACGAGGCGUUUCCGCAUCACCUGGCCCGCGAAUACACCGAGGGACUUUGCUGGGUGCUUCGGUACUACGUUAAGGGAUCCGGGUCAUGGAAGUGGUUUUUCCCGCAUCUCUACGGGCCCUUUGCGUCGGAUUUCGUCAAUGUAGCCGACAUUGUCGUCGACACUAACCAAGAGACCGAACCUCUCAAGCCCAUGGAACAGCUGAUGUUCGUCCUGCCGGUGACCAGCAGCCGUCACCUGCCCGAACCGCUGGCUGACCUCAUGGAGGGCCCGGUGAGCGCGGUUCUGUGCGCGGCUUUGCGUGGCCCGGCUGACCGUACUGCCCACCCUGUUAGAUUGCCCAACCUUGAUCGUACUCAUCACCUUGUCCCUGUGCCUGUCCGUUCCUCUUUUCUUGGACGGUAA
Dermacentor andersoni is the source of this 1632-nucleotide messenger RNA. RefSeq names its product 5'-3' exoribonuclease 2 homolog. Gene Ontology annotation, biological process: nuclear-transcribed mRNA catabolic process. Gene Ontology annotation, molecular function: 5'-3' RNA exonuclease activity; RNA binding. The record is from RefSeq and is a predicted model, not a curated record. Gene Ontology annotation, cellular component: nucleus. NCBI's taxonomy places the organism in Eukaryota, Metazoa, Arthropoda, Arachnida, Ixodida, Ixodidae.